UGAUAUAUAAGACAUUGAAAAAUUGGCAACUAUCAGGGUAGUAGGUAGGGAUAAUAGAUUGUGGCUAAUUUAAAAGUGCCGUUGUCACAACGUCCGAAAUUACAAUACUGAAAGGGUCUAGUAGUGUCCUGUACCGGAUUUAAUCAAGAAAAAAAAAAUGGGUGACGAAAACGAUGAUUGGUUCACAUCUAUGGACGAAGAACCAGCUCCAGCGCCUGAGCCAGAAAAAAAAGGAGCAAAAGGUGCAAAACCGAGUGAAGCCGCACCCCAAGACCAAAAGGAAGCUGCUCAAAGCGCCGAAGAACAAGCACAACAAGAGGAGGCUGCUGCUGAGGACGAAUAUUUAGAUCCCGACAAGCUAAUCCUCUUCAAACAUUGGAUAAGGCCGAAAUUUCUACAGUACAAUUAUCUGUAUGAUUAUCAACAUAGCUACUAUAACGAUGUGAUCGACUACUUGGACAGAAAAAGUAGGGGGUUAAAUUCAGAAAUACCCCGACCUCAAACAUGGGCAGAAAGGGCAUUACGCACUUAUGUCAGUAAAAUAGACAAAUUAGAGUCUUACAGAAGAGAGAUAGAAGAAAAACUCAAGAUGGCGAAGAAGAUCGAGAAGAAAACCAGGCGGUCAACAUUCAUAUCUUACCACUCGAAGGAAUACAUGAGUAGGAGGGUGUCAUCCAUGAUGUGAUCGAUAAAUUGAGUUUCAUGAAAACAUGGAAAAUUUUCAUUGAGUGACAUAGACUUUAGAGGAAUGAAGUUCAGAACGUAUCGGCUGACAAAUGAAAUUAUAGAGUAUAAUACAAUUAAUAUUGUUAAGUUGUUGACGAUUAAAUUCUUCGUUUUAAUAAAA
Molecule: messenger RNA, 847 nt
Organism: Coccinella septempunctata (seven-spotted ladybird)
Lineage: Eukaryota; Metazoa; Arthropoda; Insecta; Coleoptera; Coccinellidae
Product: flightin
Exons: 4
Coding region: 158-685 (175 amino acids)
Source: RefSeq, a predicted model, not a curated record